AUGGAGUACUGUCGCCAGGGACAAUUAUACGAAGUGAUCAAAAGUGGACGACAUAUUGCUAAGGAUAAAUUUGCGGAGUGGGCUCGACAGAUCGCUGAUGGCAUGAACUAUCUGCACCAGAAGCGCAUCAUACAUCGUGAUCUCAAAUCACCGAAGUGGGCCAUUCAUUUCUACAAAUUUAAGGUUGAUAUUUGGAGUUUCGGAGUGGUACUAUGGGAGCUGCUGACGCAAGAGGUGCCUUAUAAAGAUGUUGAUUCCAUGGCAAUUAUUUGGGGUGUUGGUUCAAACAACUUAAGUUUGCUGAUACCUACCACAGCACCUGAGGGGAUGAAAUUAUUGUUAAGACAGUGCUGGAGUAUCAAACCGCGAAAUCGUCCAUCAUUUAUGCAUAUUUUAACACAUAUUGCGGUUUUCAAGUCAGAAAUUGCAACCAUAACUGACGAGGAAUGGACGGCCAAAAAGGCCCGCUGGAAAGCUGAUGUCAUCGAAUACAUGAAGAGCAUUCGUCAAGAGAAACCGGUAGCACAGCAGAAUAAAGAUGACAGUGGUAUUUUUCUUACCCAUUAG
Gongylonema pulchrum is the source of this 567-nucleotide messenger RNA. Lineage: Eukaryota; Metazoa; Nematoda; Chromadorea; Rhabditida; Gongylonematidae. The record is from the annotation of a GenBank genome assembly.